Oldenlandia corymbosa var. corymbosa is the source of this 2589-nucleotide messenger RNA. Lineage: Eukaryota; Viridiplantae; Streptophyta; Magnoliopsida; Gentianales; Rubiaceae. The record is from the annotation of a GenBank genome assembly.
UGUACUUGCAGAGUUGCAAAUCCAGUAUAUUAUUAUAUAUCUCAAUCAUCUCUCCAUUGACCCACCCACUGAUCUCAGUUUCUUUCUCCAUUUCCAAAUCCAAUCUUUGAAUUCAGUUGAAGUUGAAAACUUUCUUGUUUGAGUAUGGAUGUGUUCUUCAGAGGGCUGUCCAGCUUUUCUGGAAAUGGACUCCACCACCACCACCAACAACAAUUCGAUUCAACCCGAAAUGGUGGUGGAUGCCAAUUCGAUCAAUAUCAUUUGUUCAACACACAUGCUAACAACAAUGGAGGUGGUGAAUCUUCAGAUAACUCUCAGAAUGAUGAUUCUCCAGUUGGAGAAGAUUACUUUGAUGGGGUAUUCAAAUACCUUCAACAGAUGCUAAUGGAAGAAGAAGAUGACUUAUCUGAUAAGCCCUGCAUGUUCCAGGACAUUUUAGCCCUCCAAGCUGCUGAAAAAUCCUUCUAUGAAGCCCUCAAUCCACCACCUCCUCCUGAAAGAAUCCCUCCAGCAACUCCAACACCAGCACCUACAGCAAGUAUUACUACUAACUCUACCGUUUUCGGGAUUCAUUGUUUGAACAGCCCUGCUGAUGAUUUUGCUGAAAUCUGUCCUCCUGUUUUGCAUCAAAUUCAUUCACAAUUACCUCAUUUUUUACCAUAUUGUGGCCCUCCUCCAACUUGUUCUUCUUCUGAUGUUUCUGUUCAUUUUGAUAGUUACCUGAUUGAUGGUCAGCAUCCUAGUUUAAGUUCUAACAAGAAUAGUCCUGUAGUUUGCCUCUCCAAAGCAGUUCCUUCAGGGGAGAGUAAUUCUUCUUCCUCCAAUGAGUCUUCCUGUUCUUCUUCCAGGCAGGAAAACAAUAAGAGCAACAAUCAUUUACAUCGUUCCAGGGAGAACAACGACGAUGAUCCAGGCGAAGAAAAUGGAAGAUGUAGCAAGCAAUUCGCAAGGUGUAAUCAGGAGGAAACUGAUCAAGAAGAACAAAACAGGGAAGGAUAUGACAAUGCGUUGCUUUGCCCGGGCAGGAAUCCUAAUUUCUAUGGCGAAUCAGGAGACGCGCCAGGUGAAUUUUCUUCAGAGAAAGAGGGACUGAAGAAGCCUGAAUAUGUCCCCCCAACGACUGCGAAAAGAGGGAGGCCGAAAGCAGGUUCUAAACGGCAGAACAUCAGGGAAGUUGUUGAUCUCAGGGAUGUCUUAACAAGGUGUGCACAUUCAGCUGCAAAUUUUGAUAAUUAUGGAGCCAAUGAAUUGUUGAAGAAAAUCAGGCAACAUUCUUCGCCUUAUGGAGAUCCAACUGAAAGAUUGGCUCAUUGUUUCGGGAAUGCCCUGGAAGCCCGGAUAACAGGAAUGGGUACAGCUUUGUACACAUCAUUUACAAGUAAAAGAGCAUCAGCUUUUGAUGUACUCAGGGCGUAUCAGGCGUAUUUACGGAUCUGCCCGUUUCAGCGCAUGUCCAACAUUUUUGCUAACAAGAAUAUUGCGAAAACAAUAGGCGAUGCGGCAAGGGUUCACGUAAUUGAUUUUGGUAUUUUGUAUGGUUUUCAGUGGCCAUGUCUGUUACAUGGAAUUUCCCUCAGGCCUGGAGGACCUCCAAAGCUCAAAAUCACUGGAAUUGAUCUCCCACAGCCUGGAUUUCGUCCAGCUGAGCGAAUCGAGGAGACAGGGCGUCGCUUGGCAAGCUACGCGAAGCGGUUUAACGUCCCUUUCGAGUUCCACGCGAUUGCAAAGAGAUGGGAAACUAUAACUGAAGAUGAUCUGAUGAUUGACAGAGAUGGAAACGAAACACUGAUUGUGAAUUGUGUUUACAGGAUGAGAAAUGUCCCUGAUGAAGUUAUAACAACAAUCCAGGGCAACGGGAAUCCAGGUUUGAGUCCCAGGGACUGCGUCCUGAACCUGAUCAGACGCCUGAAUCCAGCCGUUUUUGUACACGGAAUCCUGAAUGGAACUUACAACGCCCCAUUUUUCGAGACUCGAUUCAAGGAGGCCAUGUACCAUUUUUCUUCAUUUUUCGACAUGUUUGAGGCCACGUUGCCGCGGGAAGAUCCCGACAGGAUGAUGUUUGAGAAGGAAGUGAUGGGAAGGGAAGUGAUGAACGUGGUGGCAUGUGAAGGCAGUGAAAGGAUAGAGAGGCCUGAUAGUUACAAGAAGUGGAGUGUGAGGAAUUCCAGGGCUGGAUUUAGGCCAAUGCCGUUGGAUGCUGAGAUCAUGAGGGAAGUGAAAAUCAAGACCAAAAUGGGAUAUCAUAAGGAGUUUUUGGUGGAUGAAUGUAAUAACUGGAUCCUGCAAGGAUGGAAGGGGAGAGUUCACUACGCUCUGUCAUGUUGGAAACCUUCUGAAAACACCAAAUGAUUAGCUUUUAUAUAGCAAUGUGGAGCUGACUUUACGAAUUAUAUGUCAUCAUCGUGUCAUGUCAAGCCUUAGUUCAUUGAUGAUCAUGAUUGAUGUGAUUUACAGAGCUUUUUUUAGCUUUGUUUGCUCUGAGAGCACACACAUAAUAUGUUUAUCAGCAAUUAAUUGUCCGAUCAGGGGGUUUGAUUCUCCUCUUUAAAUGAAGCAAUGUGAAAUAUAUCAGCUGGUUGUUGAUUUUUA